This is a messenger RNA of Cydia amplana, 1570 nucleotides long. RefSeq names its product beta-secretase 1-like. The transcript is spliced from 9 exons. The record is from RefSeq and is a predicted model, not a curated record. Lineage: Eukaryota; Metazoa; Arthropoda; Insecta; Lepidoptera; Tortricidae. Gene Ontology annotation, biological process: amyloid-beta metabolic process; membrane protein ectodomain proteolysis. The coding region runs from base 125 to 1561 and encodes 478 amino acids. Gene Ontology annotation, cellular component: endosome; plasma membrane; trans-Golgi network. Gene Ontology annotation, molecular function: aspartic-type endopeptidase activity.
UGACUUUAUCUUUUAGUUAGCGUAUAAUAUGUUGUGUAAAAUUGAUUAAAUUAUGAUCCAUAAGAAGAGGGGACUAAGACCUCUCGUUGGAUAGUCCAUAAGAUUAUGUUCAAAUAGUGCUAAGAUGAUGCGAAACAUUGUUUACGGUUUUGUGGUGUUCUUUUCUUUGAGUUAUACUCUCGGAGAAGAGUUCAAUCUCUUUGGAGACGCAGGCCAAGCAUAUUCAGUAGAAGUGAACUUAGGUCAUCCACCACAAAAGUUUAAUUUAUUAGUUGAUACAGGCAGCACUACAUUGGCUAUAGCAUCGCAAGUUCGGCAAGGCGGCAAGUCAUUCUUCAAGGCAAAUGAAUCUAGCACCAUUUGGGACAGUGGCAAAAAGGUGCAAGCCAAAUACUCCCAAGGGAUGUGGGUCGGACACCUGGCGUCAGAUUGGGUGCAGUUCCCAUCACUCUCCAACAUUCCCGAAGUGAGAACAGACUUGGCACUUAUUACAGAAAGCCAUAAAUUCUUCAUGAAUGGGUCUGGAUGGCAGGGUCUUCUAGGCCUGGCAUACCUACCCGUGGGAGCUUGGGGUGAGAACAUUAUUGUUGAGUCCUGGUUAGACUCCGUGGACCGCACUCUCAAGAAACCCAUUUCAUUCCAACUCAAGUUGUGUGGGGUCAAAAGUGCUACUAACGCAACUCAUUAUGGGACCUUUCAAAUGCUUGACGAUGCCACCGAAAACAAAAAUAAUAACCACACAUACCAAACACCAGUUCUCCAUCAACGCUGGUACGAAGUAGGCGUGUUGUCUGUCCGAGUGAUGGAUAAAACUACGGGCGUCAAUAAUACGGCUACUACUCAAAGUCCUGUGGUGACAGAUAUCAAUAAUGAUAUAUGCUUGAAACUGAAUGAAGAGAAGAGCAUCGUAGAUAGCGGCACUACCAACAUCAGGUUGCCUGACACUGUUUUUAGAGAGAUAGUUAGCCAAAUAAGAAAUGCUGUUCCCGAGACUAAUGUGAUUUCAGAUGAAUUUUGGUAUCAUGGAGAGGCGGGGUGUUGGCCGCAGCCGCAGGAAUGGGCGCUGCCCUGGAUAGCAAUAGACCUGCUGAGCGUCGACGCGGACAACCAGUAUUUCACACUCGAAAUACCGCCGCAGAAUUACAUGCGAGUGGUGUCAGCGGGCGAGGCGGGCGCGGACUUCGUGUGCUACAAGCUCGGGCUGGAGGCCGGGACCGAGACCGUGCUCGGCUACACCGCCAUGGAGGGGCUGCAGGUGCUAUUCAACAGAUCAGCCGGCUGGAUUGGCUGGAAAGCUUCCGAUUGCGGCUCGAGCGCGCUGGUCUCUGGCCCCUACAACGCGUCCGCGUCCCUCGUGGCCUCGUGCCGGCUCCGGCGCCCCGUGUCGGAAACGGCGGUUUCCAUACGCGCGGCGCAGUGGGCCCUGUGUGCCAUCUCCAUUAUCGCCGCUGGGGUUCUGGUGUAUCUCUUGGCACCCUGUGUUAAAGCGAUGUGUAAGAAGCCGUUGAGGUUGCAACAGAUAUCGCUGUCGACGGCCGCGUUGGUUGAACAAGAGACGUGAUGGUAACUG